AUGAAGAAAUGUGAGUUGUGCAACUCUAUUGCAAGAAUAUACUGUGAUUCAGACCAAGCCAGCCUGUGUUGGGACUGCGAUGCCAAGGUUCACACAGCCAACUUCUUAGUCGCCAAGCACUUAAGAACUCUUCUCUGCCAUGCUUGCCAAUCUCCCACUCCAUGGACCAGUUCUGGCCCCAAGCUUGGACCUACUGUCUCAGUCUGUGAGGCAUGUGCCAAUGCAAGUAGUAGUCAUAUCAGUGAUGGUGAUCAUGACCUUGAAGAUGAUAUAGAAGAGUACGAGGACAAUGAGAAUGAAGAUGAUGAUAGUGAUCAGAUUAGUGAUGAAGAUGAUGGAGACAAUCAAGUUGUUCCUCUAUCUUCCACACCUUUGGCUCCACCUUUGCUCUCAAGUUCUUCUAGCAGAUUUGUUAUGUUGCUUUUCUACUCCGUUUACUUCCUCAAGAAAAUUGACCAUACAAGGCUGAUGAGCAUUGAUCAGCUCAUGCACAUGGCAAUAAUGCUGAAGCAGAAUUCAAGCAAGCCUUUCAUUGUACAGCAAUGCUUGAUUGCAUGUGACCAUGAUUCGCACUUGAGAAUCAGCCUCUCGAAAUUGGAGGAAUGACUCUCUACCGUUUAUGUGCACUGAAUAUGAUCUUUUUUUUCUUUGGACUAAUAACCCUCCUUCCUGAUGUUGAUAGUCCUAUUACUUAGUUCAUUUGACUUUAAUUUUGGAGUCUCUGAUUGAAAACUUAUCGUAGCUUCUUAUCAACUCUCACUGUAAUUUUGAUGUGUCAGAAACUUACAACAAAAUACAAGUAUACAACCUAGGAUUACAUCAACUUGGGAGGGCUCAUGUGGACAGGUGAUAGAGAUGGACAAAUGCUUUUAUCAUAAUUAUAAUAUAAACAUAACAGAAUCCAAAGAAAAAUUAAAUG
This is a messenger RNA of Ilex paraguariensis (yerba mate), 919 nucleotides long. NCBI's taxonomy places the organism in Eukaryota, Viridiplantae, Streptophyta, Magnoliopsida, Aquifoliales, Aquifoliaceae. The record is from the annotation of a GenBank genome assembly.